UAGUGGUCGUUUAGGAGGGAUAUAAUUGGGCGCAUGAUGUAAACAUGGAAUAAAAACCGCAAGGCUGCAUCUCCAUUUCCCGUCGCUCUGGUCCAUUAUCGGCGUUCAAUAUUACAUGAGGUGCUGGCUAACAACAGCUCGUCUGUCUGGACACGGGAGGCGGGCAAGCAAGUGAGAAAUAAGCCAAGAGCGGAGGAGAGGAAAGAGGAGUUGGGCAUUGUUUCAUCUUCGCUUCAAAGGUUUCUGGAGUUGCUCUCUGGCUUUGGACCGAAUCCGGUUCACUGAGACACGAUGCUGGGUUUUUCAAGCUGACCGAGCCGACAAGUGGAGAUUUUCUUGUCUUCUUUCCAUCCGCUUUGAUUUAUUUUGUUGUUGUUGUUUGUUUUUUGUUGUUUCUUUUCUUUUUUUGACUGGACUGUGAAGACCGGAAACACACGCUGAUAUGUUGCAUUUCUGAGGUAGACACGUGCCCGUGGGUGAGGCCCACUGAUCCAGACAUCCUUACACACCCCUUUAUCCCUCACCCCUGCCCCCCUCCCUUCCCUUCACUUCAGGCAUCAUGACUUCUACCAGUCAACUAUUGGGUUUGGCGGAGGUCGGGCUCAGGUGUGACCAGGAGAUUGAGAGGAAAUACGAGAUCGUGCCCUCAGUGGUCUGCUCCAUGUGCUGCCUCUUUGGAAUCAUCUACUGCUUCUUUGGCUAUCGAUGCUUCAAGGCCGUGUUGUUCCUCACAGGCCUCAUGUUUGGCUCUGUGGUCAUCUUCAUGCUGUGCUACAAGGAGAGGGUGAUGGACACUCAGCUCAGCGUAGAAGCCUCAGUCGGCAUCGGCCUGGGCAUCGGGACCCUGUGUGGCCUGGUGACCAUGCUGGUUCGAAGUGUGGGACUGUUUAUGGUAGGCCUGCUGCUUGGCCUGCUGGUUGGAGUGGCUUCACUGGUGGUCAUGGAGGAGUUCUACCACCCCAAAACAGUGUGGGUUCCUCUGGGUAUCCUCCUGGGUUCUGGGACGUUAUUUGCUGUCCUCACUCUUCAGUGGCAGUGCUGCUUCGUCACCUUCUCCACGGCCACCUUCGGCUCUGCCAUCAUCACUGUCACCGUGGAUUACUUUAUAGAGCUGUUCGCCUUGGUGCACUAUAUCUAUGAGAGACUCAGGGUGGCGCCAAAGAAGCCAGUGUGUUGGUUUACUUGGGUCAUCUUGGGGGUGUGGCCUGUCCUGGCCUUGCUUGGAGUGCUGAUCCAAUGGAAAGUCACUGCAGAGGGAUUUUCUCACACAGAGGUGGUUUUGAGUCGACAGCAACGGAGGGUCCAGCUCAUGCGUAUCCGACAGCGGGAAGAGAGGCUAAAGAAGGAGAGGGAGAACAAGAAGAAGAAAAGGCGACAGACCCAGAAGACCAGCCACAAGCAGAAGGCCCACACCCAUCACCACCACCACCAGCAGUAUCACCACCCAGCAGCAUCCCACCCACAUCAUCAAGCCCAGAGCUCUCAGCCUCCUAAAGUCCCUCCUCCACAGACUGAACCCGGCUACCACCGCAAGGCCAACCCCAAAAGGCGCUUUGAUGGAGAUGUGCUAUCACCAAGCUACAUCAGGAGUUUCAGGGACAGACAGACUGACAGACGGGCAUACUCCCACAGUCGAAUGAUGAGCCGUUCCAGGAUGGCCGAGCUCGACUACGAUUGUGGCUCUCAAGUGCCCCUCACAGCCCCCAGCGGACACCCAGUUCGCAUAUGAGGCAGCGAAAUGCACAAAUCCACACACACACAUACACACACACAAUUGCACAAUCACAUUAGGCUACUUCAAAACUCUUUGUCACAGUUAGGGAUAGAAAACCUAACCUUAUGGUGCCAUCCUAAUCAACUUCCUAUCCUAACAGGAACUCAAUAUGCCCCAAAGGUGGUAUGACUGAGUUUCACACUGGUUUUCUCCACUCAGACCUGGUAAAGGUUAUAUUUAUUAGUUCAGUUUGGUCCUGUUUUGCUCUAUUUGAAUGUCAAAACAAAAUGGCCAAAAAGGAGCAAACACUGAUUGUAGCUGAAGGUAAUGUGGUCAAAUCUCAGACAUCAUGUGUCAUCACACACUGUAUCUGGCUCUUCUCUCAAUGUACUUAUUUGGAGGACAUUGGAAAAAACUGGACCUGCCUUGUUGGGAACUUAUUGAACAGUCUCUGCUGAACAUUUGAUUUAAAGACUUGGUUGCUUCAAGCACUAGGAAGUAAUAUCCAGUGGUAUUGCGGGGGGAUGUGGGGGUGGGUCAAAACACAAAUUUCUCCUCAAGAGGCUGCGCCAUUUCAGAUAAAAAUGCAUCACAUGGUAUUUGUGUUGUCAAGAUACGAAAUGAUUUGCUUUAAGGAUUCCAUUAAGAGCACUCAGAGGAAAAUGACAGAAAAUAGCAUAAAAAAUACAGUUAACACUACAACAGAAAGGCAGCUCUUCUCUAUUGAAAGGUCAGCAUGUAAAUUAAGGUGUUCAUGAAAUCAGCCUGUUGUCUUCACUGACAGCCUUUGAAUCCAAAUAAUGGCAGCUGCUUCAAAAUGCAGCAGUGGGGCUGGUUUUAGGUGUGCAUUGUAUUAAGCAGCUCACACCGAAGACAAUUUUUAUCUCAUUUCUCCCAUGAACACUCAACGUGUCAUUUCCAAUGCUGUUGCCAUUUUCCAAGGGGAAUGUGCUACAAUCUUAUUGCUUUCCUUGUGCCGUCAAUCUCCAACUGUUUAAAUUACGGACCUGAGCAGGAAACACAUCCAUGCUUCCCCUCUUCUUUCCUCUUUCCGGUAAAUUCAAAGCUACUGUAUGUAAUUCUGUUUAUUGACAUGUUUCUAAGUGCUCUCAUGUUCCAUUUCCACCUCCUUUCCCAACAACAAUCUACCUUUACAGAAUUUGUCAGCUGUUCAAACACGCUGUUAAGGCACAAAGACAUUUCACUGCUGUCUGAUAACUGGUCGUCCAGGAGUUUGACUGUUGACAUUGAAAUCUGUUUGGAGGGGACAAUACAUGACAGUAAAAAUUUUAAAUAUAGUGUGUUUGUGUGUGUGAGUGGACACAUGAGCCCUGUGGCAAGUGACGGCUUGUACCAAACAUCGGGCAGGGAGAGGGGGAAUCAUUGUAAUGUAUGUAGAACGUGCUCUAUUGUUUUGAUUCUUUUUCAACAAUGCUGGUCUGUUUAAAUUUGACCCUUUUAGUUUGGGUGAAGAGUUAGAUGAUGAAAAGAAGGAGGUUUUUUUAAAUGAAGAUAAUCUCCUGUGAAAAGAUGAAAGCAUUUGUAAAUGGCGCCCUCUAAUGUUUACUACUGGACCUUUUUUUUCUAGACUUAUGUGUGAAUAUGUUUGUGUGUACAUGCAUUUGCGUGUGAUUCGCUUUUAAAAUCAAAUGUGCUAACAUUGCUAUUGUUGUACUGAACAUCCAGAGAGUUGAGGGAGAUAGAUGUGUAAAGGAAUUACUUUCAUUGCAGCUGAACUAUUUUUGUUUUAUUUGAACCUCUUUGGAACUGAGAUAUUGUUGUUCCCCAUAAUAAACAAUGUCACUGUUCCAACUGUGAUUAAAUGCUACUGUAAAAAUACACAAAUGAAUACCCCAAAAUACAAAAAUGAAUUCCUCAACGCAUAAAUGUUUGUUUGUUUUUUAAUUCUAAUUGGGAAGAAAUCAUGGCCUUUUGGAUUAUAUGUAUUAUCUAUUUUUAUGUAGAUUUUAUUUCUGAGGUUUAUAUCAACAAAACAAUCCUACUAUACUUAAAUACUAAAGUGCCGCUAAAUACUGAGGUGGUGCAUGGAAUUAGCAGGCUUUACAGUUCUUUGUGUGAUGGACUUGGGAAUGGAGGACUAGUAAUUUACACCUUAACCCAUUACUGCAUGAGAAUCCUUGUGUAACUGUUUCCAAUGUGUCAGUGUUUCAGUGUGUCACUGUUGUCAUGUAAAAAAAACCCCUCAGAUUUCCAGUUUAAUUUGUUGGUCCCAGGGUGCACAAAACACUUUCAACGUCGACUGAAUGAAGUAAAAACUGUGGAAGGAUGAUGGCCUGAAGUGUAAUGUACUUCAAUAUGAACAAUAUGCAGAAGUGAGUGUUGUAAUCUGAUUGUUUUCAGUGACCACAGUGCAUUUUUUUAGUAACCAACAAACACCUUUGAAAGCUAUUCAGUCCCAGUAAAUAUGUCUAACUCUUCUCUUCUCUUCUCUUCUCUUCUCUUCUCUUCUCUUCUCUUCUCUUCUCUUCUCUUCUCUUAUUUUUGUCCAUUUUAAAGGGCUUUGGAAAGGCAUUUGAAUAAUUUCCCUCCUCUUGACAUAUACUAUGCUAAGUCACCUUCUGUUUUGCUGUAUCAGUGUUACUCCAAUAAUGUUUUACGGUAGUGGCUGUUCAAGUGUUAUUUUGGGUUUUGCCUACAUUUCAGACCUGUUUUGUUCUUCUUUUGUGGUUUAAUUGUCGUGCAGUUGUGACAUUAUCACUGUCCUUACUUGGAAACAAAAGGUUAAUUCUAAACAUUGGCUCUUCUCUUGCUUGUAAUUAAGGGACAAAACAAAUAAUUCUUUUAUUACUCUUCUUUAAAUUUGCUUUUUUCAUUUCUAUUAUUUUCUGUGAUUGCUUAUCAAUGCUGAAUAUAUUUUGGGGGAACACUUUUAUUGUAGAUAUUGGAACUGUAAAUAGUUUUUCAAUGUACAAAUGAUUGGUCCCUUUUUCAUCUUUAUGCCAUGAUCGUUUAUGUUAUGUAAUUUAUCCAGCUGAUUAUUUUCUAACGGAGUAGACUUGUUUUAUAUUGUGUUACUACUGUAUGUCCAGUUGGUUUCAUUUGGCCGGGUGGUGGAUGCACUUGUAUCAUUGUCAUCCUGGUGUUUCAACGUAUGAUGUUGAAAAUCAACAAUAACAAACUGAGCCUUGACUAUGAUUAUCAGCAGUUAUCAGUAAUUCAAUAAUUGCGAGACAGCAAUUAAUUUUCCUACCACCCUGUUUAAAUUUGUACAAAUAACCUGGUCAUUAUUAUUAUUAUUAUUAUUAUUAUUAUUAUUAUUAUUAUUAUUAUUAUUAUUGAGCAUGAAUUU
Messenger RNA from Seriola dumerili (greater amberjack), 5024 nucleotides. It is a transcript of the gene tmem198aa, whose product is annotated as transmembrane protein 198-B-like. Gene Ontology annotation, biological process: positive regulation of canonical Wnt signaling pathway. The transcript has 7 exons. Lineage: Eukaryota; Metazoa; Chordata; Actinopteri; Carangiformes; Carangidae. The coding region runs from base 560 to 1729 and encodes 389 amino acids. Gene Ontology annotation, cellular component: cytoplasmic vesicle; plasma membrane. The record is from RefSeq and is a predicted model, not a curated record.